CCAACAAACACCAAAGAAGGAGGACGCCAGUGUUAUGGUUAACCUGAGCGGUCGUCCUCUGAGUUAGCCCGUCAGUCGCCCUUCAACACACAACUCGUGCUCUACUCGGCUAUAACAGACACCGAGCUCACGUCAAACCAUGGCGGGGACAGUUGCACGCAAAGCUAUUGACCACUUGAAGAGCAAAGAGUUCAGGGAUUAUUUGACAAGCACGCAUUUCUGGGGGCCUGUAGCAAACUGGGGUCUUCCUAUAGCUGCCAUCUCAGAUAUGAAGAAGAGCCCUGAGAUUAUCAGUGGCAGGAUGACUUUCGCUCUAUCCUGCUAUUCACUGCUCUUCAUGAGGUUCGCCUACAAGGUGCAGCCACGCAACUGGCUCCUGUUUGCUUGCCAUUUGACCAAUGAGUCGGCACAGCUAGUUCAGGGAAGUCGUCUCAUCAAAUACAACAUGGAGAAGAAGAUGGGAUCUUAGUGCCAACAAAUGG
This is a messenger RNA of Larimichthys crocea (large yellow croaker), 482 nucleotides long. RefSeq names its product mitochondrial pyruvate carrier 1 (gene mpc1). The record is from RefSeq and is a predicted model, not a curated record. Gene Ontology annotation, cellular component: mitochondrial inner membrane. Gene Ontology annotation, biological process: pyruvate import into mitochondria. Lineage: Eukaryota; Metazoa; Chordata; Actinopteri; Sciaenidae. The transcript has 5 exons. Bases 140 to 469 code for a protein of 109 amino acids.